Rotaria sp. Silwood1 is the source of this 276-nucleotide messenger RNA. NCBI's taxonomy places the organism in Eukaryota, Metazoa, Rotifera, Eurotatoria, Philodinida, Philodinidae. The record is from the annotation of a GenBank genome assembly.
AUGGAAAUACCGAAACGAUAUGUAUCAUUUGCCACUUGGCCCAGCGAACAGUUACCUGCUGUGGAUGAUCUUGUCCGAGCAGGAUUCUUCUAUACUGGUAAAAACACAAUUGUGACGUGUUUUUAUUGUAAUGGAUCUCUUCAGAACUGGGGUUCUAAUGAUAAUCCAAUGAUUGAACAUGCAAGAUGGUUUCCUCAUUGCGCCUAUGCCAAGCAACUUUGUGGGGAUGAUCUUUAUCGAAAAAUUCAAGAAUCAAAACGAUUGGCUCAAGGUUAG